Messenger RNA from Stereum hirsutum FP-91666 SS1, 480 nucleotides. RefSeq lists its product as uncharacterized. The record is from RefSeq and is a predicted model, not a curated record. The coding region runs from base 195 to 371 and encodes 58 amino acids. Lineage: Eukaryota; Fungi; Basidiomycota; Agaricomycetes; Russulales; Stereaceae. The transcript has 3 exons.
UUAUGUAAAUAGUGGAUAGUAUAGAGCUUGUAUUCAGUUGAGCUCGAGCGCUCUCAUAAGAGAUUGGAACAGAUUCAGCCAUGAAUCAUUGAGAGUGGGCUAAUAAGCAACUCCACGGGAGGUCGCUGUGGUGUAGGGAGGGAAAUAACCAGGAAGGUAUCUAGGCCUGUCAAAGGAUGAGGUCCCCUAAAAACAUGUCUCACACAGCUUAUAUGGAGGCAAGAUCGUCAAAAGACGAGUUGGAGACCAUCACAAUGUCCCGCGUACGAACAAGCGCAGGACCUGUUUUGCUCGGGUCGCAGGUCCAAUCCAGUUGUCGAUCACAAAGGAUCCGUGAUGCGUCUAUAGCGUUCGGCACGAGAGUCGCAUAAUUCCAUCGUGGACCCUCAGACCAGAGUCAGCCGCUUUUGAUUUAUAAGGUGUUACUAGGAGAAGCAUUGACCCCCGAGAAGGAUCACUGUUGGAAGGGCACCAUCAUCG